AUGGUUCAGGAUUCUCCAAACAUUAACAUGCGUGAUUUCAUCAAUGAGUUAGAAGAUUACGUGCCCACAAUCCCCGAUUCAGUUACUUUACAUUUUAUGCGAUCAUGUGGUUGCGAUUGUUCUGAUCCGCGAAUAGUGAGGUUGAUCGCUUUGGCAACUCAAAAGUAUGUCUCUGAUAUUAUCCUCGACGCUAUGCAACAGGCUUCGAGGUCUUCGGCUGUGAACAUGUUUCCUUUGCGAUUGAUGGUUCGCCGAAUGUCUCAUCUUGCGUCCCGAUUUACAGGACGAGGUGAUGUUCAUGUCGUAGAUCCGACGGUCGACCUUAGGUAUAUUUUCGAAGAUAUGGAGCAGUUGCGACGUGCACUGGAGGAGCGCCGUAGUGAUGUCAGUAUCUCGGAAGUGAAGGAGAAAUAUGAUGCAUGGUGGACAAAAUAUCAGACUUGGAAGGAAGCUAGUAACUCAUCCAAGGUCUCUCUUCUUUCUAUUCCAUAA
Cooperia oncophora is the source of this 492-nucleotide messenger RNA. NCBI's taxonomy places the organism in Eukaryota, Metazoa, Nematoda, Chromadorea, Rhabditida, Trichostrongylidae. The record is from the annotation of a GenBank genome assembly.